GGAUGAUGCCCAGGAGCAAACGCACGCCGUCAAUAAAGAUUUAUCCAAACAUCAGCAGGUGGUGAAGAAGAUGAAACAUAAAAUCUCUGCGCUGAGACCUAAACAUGUCCUCCAACUCCUCCACAAAUUCCCUCAUAAUUUGCUCAGAGUCCAGACCUGCCGUCCUCCUCUUCAUCGCCUUCUCUGUCUCCAACAUCUUCUUAAUUCCACUCUUCAUCUACACCCUCUGCUUGGGCGUCCAGAGAUGUAGGACACAACGGUCUGGAUCUACCAGCUACCUGGACAUCUUCACCUACAACGUGGUGGUCCUGGAGCUGCUGAGUCUCGUGGGAUGUUGCUGUUUGUGUUGCGGCGCUCUGAUGAGCGUUCAGACUCUGGUGUCGGCGGCGUACGCCAUUUUCUCCCUCACCUCGCCAGGACAGUCGUAUUUUCACGUCCUCACGUGCGUGGAGCGCUACGUGGCCGUGGUGUAUCCCGUCGCCUAUAGAAGUCUCAGACACAGCGGGACCAGGACCAGGACGGCGGUGGCGGGGGGCAUCUGGCUGCCGUGUUUGGUGAAUUAUGGUCUGGACUGUUUGAUCAGCCCGACGGCUGUCGUCAUCAAAGAAUCCUGUUUUUUCACUCUCUUCGUCAUCAUCGUAACAUUCUGCAGCUUCUCGGUUCUCAUGAUUCUGAUUAACCCAAAACCAGGUGAAAGGGGCGGGGACACCAACCGCACUGACCAAUCAAAACGGAGAGCUUUCCACGUCAUCACACUGAUCAUGGGAGUUCUGUGGCUGAGGUUUCUGGGGGUUCUGGUUGGUGCUGUGGCGUCAGGUGAAACUCUCUCUCAUGCUCACUGCGUUCUGGCGGCGUCGACGUCCUUCCUGACCACACCUGGCAGUCUGGUGUUACCGCUGCUGUUUCUGAAACGAGCCGGAAAAAUGCAGCGCUGCAAAUGAAACGUUCACUAAACGUUGCAUUCCCUGUGAUAAUGCUAGUGUGAACGCUUUUGGUUGAACGUAGUCGCUGAAGAUGAAAAAUGGGGACGUAACUUCAGGGAUUUAAUGAAAAUGCAAAAGCUAUUUAACAAAACAUUACAUUUGCUAAAAGACUGGAGUUUGUUAAAGAACUAUGAAAGAGCGCUUAAGUUUAACUAAAUUUCGGAACAUUUUUUAGUAAAAUUGCUUAAAAAUGUUCCGCGUUGCUGUCAGUCGUAAAUACUGAUAAACACCUACAGCGCCCUCUAGAGGUUGUUAGUCGGGAAAACAAUGAACAUACGAACCAAUAAUUGAUUUCAUGAAUCACAUACGGAGUAUAAUCCUUGGCCAAACUCUCCAAAAAGACGUGACGCAUACUCUAAAAAAUACAAUAUGUAUGUAAAAAGCCUAGUCUUCUUGACUUGUGUGCCACAACAGGCUGUAAAAUGUCAAAGAUGGGCCGGACCAGAACCAGAUAUGUGACGGUUUUUGGUAAUCCGCCUCAAGAGGAAGAAACAACAUGGAUAUGGACAAAAACAUGCUAAUUUUGACUAUAAAUUAUAUAUUUUACGAGUUUAUUUUAAUUAAUACAUUUAAAAAAAAAACAGUGAAACAGUAAAUGUUUAGUCAUUAUAAAGGCAAACACUUGUUUUACUUUUAUUUUUUCAUUUUCUGGAUAUUCUUCUAGAUAAUUCAUGUGACUUUCUAUAGUGAAUAGAUUUAACAGUCAUGAACCUAAACUAGAGUCAAUUAACUAGAUUAGAGUCUGAUUUCUACAUUGUGCAUGCAGUUUGCAUUAACCCAUGUGAGCGUCUGCAGGUGGUUUGAAUGCUGUCGAGCAAAAUGACUGAUGAAAAGAAACAUUUCCUUUCAUAUGAAAAUACUGAAAAAAGACCUAUUAAUCUUUAAUUGUACAGAGUCUUUUAGAUCACUUAUACAACUUUACAUUCAGAUGCAGAAGUUUUUCUUUAUAACUGUUUUUUGUGUGUGUGGAAAUGUUUAAUAUCCAUUGAUUUAGUACAACCCCAGCUUCUUUUUUUUAAUAUAUUGCACAAUAAUUAAACAAUUGACCUGAAACAGUCCAAAAAUCUCAAUUCUGAGUUGCAGAUUUUGUCCUUUUUAACAAUAGAAAUAAUAAAAUCUGAGAAGUUUGAAGUUAUUUAACAAAGAUAAAACACGCAGAGACACAAUAGUAAAGGUAAACUUAAAAUGUUUUAAAAAGAAUUAAGAAUAACAACCAAACUAAUGGGAUGUCAUGGUUCUGUCAUUUUUAUAUGAUUGUAAGCAGAUGAUGUCGUUGACAAACUGACCAAUUUACAGACCUUCUCAGUUAUUAAAAGAAGCUUGUUGAUAAUUGUAAAAACUCUAUUAUUAAAAGAAACAAAAGUA
This is a messenger RNA of Oryzias melastigma (Indian medaka), 2348 nucleotides long. RefSeq lists its product as uncharacterized. The transcript is spliced from 2 exons. Lineage: Eukaryota; Metazoa; Chordata; Actinopteri; Beloniformes; Adrianichthyidae. The record is from RefSeq and is a predicted model, not a curated record. The coding region runs from base 105 to 941 and encodes 278 amino acids. Gene Ontology annotation, molecular function: lysophosphatidic acid receptor activity. Gene Ontology annotation, biological process: positive regulation of Rho protein signal transduction; phospholipase C-activating G protein-coupled receptor signaling pathway.